AACACGAUACGCAGCACACAUACGUACAUAGAUGUCAUAGAUGUCAUUUGGGAAACCAAAUUUUUGUGACGACAAUCGACUAGAACAGAGACUAGAAUGCCGGAAUCGAACCCCAAGACGCUCUGCCGCCCCAGCAAUGGCCUCGACCAAGCGGAGGAGUCCGACGUCGGCCUGGCCGCCAAUCUGGUCACCCAAAGGAACCUCCGACUGCACCCCCGCCCACAGCGCCAACGUCCGCCGCGAGCCCGUCGCGAUGCCACCGGCUUUACGGCCAACCAGGAGGUGCGGCUAAAAGCCGGCGACAUGCGCAUGGCCCGGCUGCAGAUCAGUCUCUCCCAGCUGCGCACCGCAAUGGAGGAGUCGGGCAAACAGCUGAAGGACCUCUGCCAGAAGGUGCGGUUGAAUGUGGAUGCUGAGUGAAGGGUCCUGCAGUUUCGGUCAAAUAUCCUUAAGCAUUCCUUUGCAAAUGCAAAUCCAUUCAAUUUAGGAAGUGCCAAAUUUAAGUGUAUACGGUAGAAUACAAAUAAUAAGAAAAAAUGUACAUGAAUUUGCGUGUACAUGAAUUAUAUAUGUA
Messenger RNA from Drosophila erecta, 574 nucleotides. RefSeq lists its product as uncharacterized. The transcript has a single exon. The coding region runs from base 97 to 420 and encodes 107 amino acids. Lineage: Eukaryota; Metazoa; Arthropoda; Insecta; Diptera; Drosophilidae. The record is from RefSeq and is a predicted model, not a curated record.